Rhinocladiella mackenziei CBS 650.93 is the source of this 1716-nucleotide messenger RNA. RefSeq lists its product as uncharacterized. Gene Ontology annotation, molecular function: acid phosphatase activity. The transcript has 4 exons. Bases 1 to 1716 code for a protein of 571 amino acids. The record is from RefSeq and is a predicted model, not a curated record. Lineage: Eukaryota; Fungi; Ascomycota; Eurotiomycetes; Chaetothyriales; Herpotrichiellaceae.
AUGCUGGACUCCAAGAUUCUUGUUUUCUUUGUUGGGUUGACGGGUGCAGCUGUCCUGGAUCUGAGGCACGAGACUCCCACCGCGACUGUUCCAGACUAUUUCCAGACUACUCCUCAGAUCUUUGCCGGCCCAACCACCACCGGCCUGAUUGCACCUUUCCUGGCGCAGACCAAUCCUGCUCCAUUUGGCCAGGAAGCUUCUUUUGUUGCAAAUGCGCCACUCGAGACCAACGUCCCUAUCUCAGGCAACACGAAGAAUGCAAGUAUCUUCCAACUUCAUGGUCAAUUGAGUUCUUAUUUCCCCAACCCGAAUGGCUUCGGUGCCAACGAGUAUCCGCUGCCGCCGGGGGCGAACAUCUCAAUCGUGAAUUUACUCCACCGUCAUGGAGCUCGAUACCCUACAGGAACAUCUUCGGUUGCGUCUUUCGGCAGUAAACUUCAUAACAUUACGGCGAACGGGACGGCAAAAUGGUCGGGAGAGCUGAGUUUCCUGAACUCCUGGAAAUACCAGCUCGGCGCGGAGAUUCUAGUGGCUCGUGGACGACAGGAGAUGUUUGAUUCCGGCGUCCUCUUUUAUUACAAUUAUGGCGCCCUCUACAAUACGUCGACCAAGAUCAUUGCUCGAACGACCACCCAGGAUCGAAUGCUCAAGUCCGCCGAGUAUUUCAUGGCGGGAUUCUUUGGACUCGAGUGGACGCACAACGCCACCUUGGAACCGAUUCUCGAACAGAACGGGUUCAACAACUCAUUGGCGGGUUACUACCAAUGUAAUAACAGCAACUCGUGGCAAUCUACAGGUGGAAAUAAUGCGUCUUUGGUGUGGGAGAACAUUUACCUCGCUGAUGCAACCAAGCGACUCAAGGCUCUGGCGGGUGGAUAUAAUUGGACCGUGGCCGACACAUACAAUGCGCAAACUCUCUGUCCGUAUGAGGAAGUGGCGUUGGGCUACUCUCAAUGGUGCGAUCUCUUCACUUUCGAGGAAUGGCAGGGAUUUGAAUACAGCAUCGACCUCCAGUUCAACGGCAACAAUGGGUUCGGAUCUCCCACAGGACGAGGAGUCGGCAUCGGUUAUGUCGAGGAAUUGUAUGCUCGUCUGUCGGGCCAUUUGUAUGAUUUGCCGCCAGGGUCGACGAAUGUCAACACAACACUGGACGAGAUGAGCUCGACGUUCCCUCUCAAUCAAACCUUGUAUUUUGAUUUCUCUCAUGAUACCAACAUCAUGUCGAUCAUUACAGCAUUUGGUUUGAAGCAGUUUGCACAGCCGCUACCAUCGACGGGUCCUCCCGCAAACCAGCAAUUGAUUGUAUCUCACGUGACCCCAUUUGGAGCACGGAUGGUGUGGGAAAUCAUCCGUGCACCUCACCCGGUCAAGGCGGCUCGACCGACCAGCACCAAUGCCACGACGUCCGACUAUUAUGGCAGUGGAAGUGCUACAACAUACGCACACCUAAUGAUCAACCAACGCACAGUGCCAUUGCACAAGAGCUAUCCAUCUUGCGAACAAAGAGAUGACGGCUGGUGCGAGUUGUCAACCGUAAUGAAAGUCUGGAGUGGUCUUCUAGAAACCGCGCGCUAUGAGUACAGCUGCUUUGGCGACUAUCCGUCAGUACCAUAUGGAGAUGUCACUAAUGGAGUACCGACGGUUAAGCGGGCACUGGGAGGGGCCUUUGGUGCCGGGAUUGAGAUAUACGAGAGCAGUGAUAGGUGGAUUGUGUAA